Molecule: messenger RNA, 3924 nt
Organism: Electrophorus electricus (electric eel)
Lineage: Eukaryota; Metazoa; Chordata; Actinopteri; Gymnotiformes; Gymnotidae
Source: RefSeq, a predicted model, not a curated record
GGUUCGUGGUUGCGCAUUUUGUUUUAGAUCUAUAGAGCCUUCCUUCUUUGUAGAUUCAAGUAAGAGGUUUGCUGUUUUUAACUUAUGCUCUCAGUUGCAAAGUCUUGUGUUACUGGCUGAAGUAGCUAAGAAGGUAGCUAGCUCGAUAAAACGGUCACGCACAACAUAUGACAAUGGUUUGAUAACACCGGAGAUGCUGGCAAUUAGUGUCAAAAUGAAAACCUCACUACGUUUUUUACUGCUUAUCUUUAUGUCCUUCAGCCAUGCAGUUGGUUACAUUGAUAACUGUGCAAAAAUACAACCAGAUUCUGCACAGACAAUUCCAGUUGAACUAGACAAGGAAUUCACAGCUACCUGCAUUCUUCAUCCAAAUUCAAAGUACAGCGCAGACAACAUUGAAUGGCUCUUUGGAAAUAUUACUGUUCCACAUGAGUUGUACAAGAAAAGUAAACAACCAGCUGUUGCUGUCACUGUGAAAGUAAGCAGUGACAUGAAAAACCCACUGAUUUGUAAAGCACAUAAAAAAUCUCCUUCAUAUGAAGAACCAUGCAAUUAUGGUAUCUUCCUUGAUAAAGGAUAUCCACCAUUAAAGCCACAGAAUCUGCGAUGUGUUGCUCUUCAACAUAACAGAUCGGUGUCUCCUAAUUUGACUUGUUUGUGGGAUCCCGGGGAAAGAAAACCAAUAUUUAUCACCAACUAUACACUCAAAGCAAAGACUGGAACAAACACAUACUCAGCCUUCUCUGUUGACCCACUCUGCCGCAACCUCACUGUAAACCUUGACACUUUUCCCCAUUAUAUGGAAAUAAAUGUGUCGGUCGAAGUGAAUAAUGUAUUGGGCUCUGUGAAAUCGAAGAAACUGCAAAAUGAUCCAGAAUGUUUUGUAAAACCAAAUCCACCAUUAGAAGUGAAAUUAAUUCCAGAAGCCAAUUUCCCAACAUCUUUAUUGGUUACCUGGAUCCAUCCCAUUCACAAAGCAACCUUCGUGCUUAAGUACAACAUCAGAUACUGCCAUGUAGGCUCCCAUGUUUGGGAACAGGUACCCCAAAGCGCCACUGAGUCAUACAUUGAGUCCUUCAGGCUGCAGUUCCUUCAGCCCUACACUGAUUAUGUGGUUCAGAUGCGCUGCAUUAAUCAGAAGGGCAGUUACUGAGUGACUGGAGUACCCAAUGCAACAGCUCGCACACCAGAAGCCAAGCCUGAAAGCAAAUCAGAUCUGUGGAGAGUCUAUAGAGAAAAUAAUACAGUGGUGAAGCUGAUUUGGAGGUGAAAUGAUCCUGUGAAAUCCAAUGGAAAAAUAUUAGGAUAUAACAUCACAGUUGAAGAAAAUGGGGUCAGUGCCGAGAGACAUGUUGUCCAUUCUAAAGAGCACCAGUUGCAUAUAAAGGGGGAAAAGAUGUUUAUCAGAAUGACUGCACACAAUUCUGCAGGUGUUUCUCCUGUGGCUUCUUUAGUGGUUCCAAGAUCUAGCCAGGUGCUCCGAGCUGGAGCAGAACAGGUGCGCUGGUCAGUCCGAGAUGGGCAGCUGUGGGUGGACUGGCUCCCACCCUCUGGUUCCAAAUGGCUCUUACGUGUCUUUGAGUAUGUGCUAGAAUGGGUCUCGGUACCUGAAGGAAAAAGGGACUGGCAGAGAGUCUUGGCCAAAAAAAAUGCCAGCUCAUACAGUGUUCUGCUUAAAGGUAACUUUGAGCCAUUUGUACGCUACAAAAUAUCAGUCUGUCCAAUUUAUGGACUCAAGCAUUCCAACUUGUAUUAUAACCUACCAGGAGACAAGGUCACUGUAGAAGCCUAUCUCAAACAAGGACCUCCUCUACGGGGCCCCUCUGUUGAAGCAACUGAAACACAGAAAAACAGUGUUCACUUGAAAUGGGAGGAGAUACCAGUUACCAGUCAGCGUGGAUUUCUCACCAAUUACACCAUCUUCUAUAAAACAGGAGAUAAUGAGCAAUUUGUUGUUGUUGGGUCUGAGUUCCAUUCACACAAGCUGACCGAACUGGCCAGUGCAAGCCAAUAUGUGGUACAUGUCAUGGUUUCCAACAUGGAGGGCUCAGUCAACGGCUCUGAUUCCAGUUUGUACACAAAGAAGUAUGAUGAUGGUGAAAUUGAGAUGAUCGUGGUAUUGGUGUGCUUGGGCUUCCUCUUCUUUGUUAUUUUCAUAAUGAUGUUCUCCCUCAAGAAAAGAGAAGCGAUUAAAAAACGGUUUUGGCCAAAGGUUCCAGACCCCUCCCACAGCACAAUUGCUAACUGGUCACCUGACUGUCCCACUAGGGCGGACACUCCGAAAGAAGCCACGCUACCUGAUGUGAGUGUGGUGGAGGUGGACAUGUUUGAUGGGAAGUCUCUGUGCGAGGAGGACAAUGACAGUGCUUGCCUCUCAAAAAUGGAUAAGUACUUCUCAGAGGAGCACAGCGUGGCAAUUGGGGGCUCCUCCUGCAUGUCCUCCCCACGGCAGAGCGUGUCUGACAGCGAUGAGGGCGACUCGUGCCAGACCACCGCCAGUACUGUACAGUAUUCCUCUGUGGUAGCCAGCGGCUACAAGGGCCAGACCCCCAGCUUGCAGGCCCCUGUCUUUGCCCGUUUCUGAGUCCACACAGCUCUCUCCUGGACAUUGAGGAGACACCCAGAGCAUCUGCUAGAGGGCAGCAGCCACCAGAGAAGUGCUUACGUCAGAAGAGGCCGAGGCCUGGAGCAGCUGCAGAUGCAGGAAGGGGAGGAGCCAAGCUGUAGCCCCCUGAACUUCAGUUCAAUGGAGGAGGAGGACACACCCACUCUCACAGAGGAUCCACCUGGCCCUGCCACCGGUUACAUGCCACAGCAGAAUGGCUACCGACCGCAGUGAUAAAAGGAUGGUGAUGCUGCGGCAUUUCAUUGUUAACAAGGUCUGUGCCUUUAUUUGGUGACGUGAUUUCAUUGCCACAUUUUAUUGAAUGUUGUAGUAUUUUUCCUUUGGUUUCACUCUGAAUGCUGCUUAACCCAAGAACAUGUUAAAGACACACAUGUGCCUGACAAUUUCAGUUUUAUUUUGUAUAUCAACAAUCAUUUAAGAAGAAAAAUGUCUAAUUGUGGUGUUGCACAUACUGUGUCAGAGUGUAUACAUAAGAAUAUGCCUUAGUCAUAUGACUGUGAAUCUCCUUUAAAAUAUUUAAUAUUCAAAUAUAUACUAUGUAUGGCUCUGUUUAUGCUUUUCUUUUCUUUAUUGAACAAAGAUCCUUUUAUUUUUUACGAAGCAUUAAGCUGUUUACUGCUUUUGUAAUUUUUAAUUAUUUAAGCUAAAGGUCUUCGUUAAAGCAGGAAGGGUUAUAAAAUACUGACUAUAACUUUUGAAAAUAAUUGAAUGUACUUUUUAUUUCAUAAAUCUGUAAAAUAUUACCAGGAAAACUGACCACUAUACAUUGCUGUGGCCACACUGUACCAUAAAAGUUCCCAGUUUUCAAAGUUUUACUAGCAUGUUUUUAUCUGACUGCUUCUGCUGUAACUUGCAUUUGUUGGACUUUAGUUGGAGGUAGAAUUCAGCCCCAAUUUAUUUUCCUAAUAACAGCUUUGAAGCUCAGGACACAUGGCUGUGGACGAUCCACAGGGCGUGCUUUAAGUAGUGAAUAUAUGUGAAAUCUGGAAACUGGUGAACAAUUUCCUUGUUGCUUAAGUAUCACUGCACUUUUUUCAUAAUAUGCAGCUUCAUUCAAUCACGACUAAAACAUCUCUACAGGACUGUCAUAAUCUACUAGAAUGCGCAUAUUGUGUGUAUGCACAUGUGUAUAUGUAUAUCUGUACGAAAAUCAACACUACAUUAACUAAAUAGACACCUUUUUAAUGCAUGCCUUUUGUUAUGUGCACAUUCCCCAGGAUUGUCUGACAUUUCAUCAACAGAGUAUUUACACUUUGUAAUAACCUAACAUUGAAAUAAAGGGUAAUUUAUCAAAACAA